Molecule: messenger RNA, 4338 nt
Organism: Pangasianodon hypophthalmus (striped catfish)
Lineage: Eukaryota; Metazoa; Chordata; Actinopteri; Siluriformes; Pangasiidae
Product: double C2-like domain-containing protein alpha
Exons: 11
Coding region: 329-1624 (431 amino acids)
Source: RefSeq, a predicted model, not a curated record
GGGAGAAAAAAAGAAAGAGGGAGAUGAGAGAUAGUCUCACACAUACAACACAACACAACACCAUACACUCUUCAGGAAUUUCUCUUCAUUCUCUGUCCCUCUCUCUCUCUCUCUCUCUCUUUCUCUCUCUUGUCUCUUUUGUUUCCUUCUGUUGUUUCUUUCAAUGCACUCUUAAUUUCUCUUGUUCAUUUUUAAUUGAACUUCUGGUGCUGAUGCUGAAGCUGGAUGAAGGCUGAAUAAGUGCAUCUUCUCUCUUUUCUGUCUUUCCUCUGCCACCUGUGAGUUGAAGUCUGUUGGAUUUCAGAAGUUUUACACUUUAAAGAGCUAGAUGACUGUGCAGAAGGGAAAGCGGAUGACCAUCUCCAUCCAGGAGCACAUGGCGAUUAAUGUCUGCCCUGGCCCCAUUAGGCCCAUCAGGCAAAUCUCUGCCUACUUUCCCCGCCUGUCCCCUACAUCCUCUGUCUCUGAUUCGCUGUCACCAAACCAGGCAGGGGUUCCAUCUACAGCACUAUCGGCUGGAGGUGGAGCAUCAGGGGGAGGGGGACUCCUGUCCCCAGUGUCUCCAGGGACAGCAGCGGGUGGAGGGACACUGUCUAUGAUGAACAGCAUGGAAACAUCUGUGGAGAUUGACAGCGGUGACAGUGAUGAUAACACUUCUUUGGGCACUCUGGAGUUUGACCUGCUGUAUGAGUCAUCCACAAGUUCCCUGCAUUGCACCGUCCUCCGUGCCAAGGGUCUGAAGCCCAUGGACUUCAAUGGUUUAGCUGACCCUUAUGUGAAGCUCCACCUGCUCCCUGGUGCCUGCAAGGCAAACAAGCUGAAGACUAAGAUUGUGAAGAACACCCUGAACCCUGUGUGGAAUGAAACGCUUACCUACUGCGGUAUCACGGAGGAGGACAUGUACAGAAAAACACUCAGAGUGUCUGUGUGUGAUGAGGACAAGCUGACGCAUAACGAGUUCAUCGGCGAGUCGCGUGUGGCCCUGCGGCGAGUCAAGCCUGAUCAACUCAAACACUUCAAUGUCUGCCUGGAACACCCACCUCCUCUGGCAUCUCCUACUGCCAUGACCACAGCACUGCGAGGGAUCUCCUGUUAUCUACGGGAGUGGGAGAGUGAGCAGCAGCGCAGUUUGGAAGAGCGUGGCCGUUUGCUGUUGUGUUUGCAGUUCCUGCUUCCAGCUCACACUCCUGAAGGUGGCGACGCUCCUCCAGAGGCUAAAGAAAGAGCGAAGGGCGGUUUAUGCGUUGGCGUCAAACGCUGUGCCCAUCUGGCAGCCAUGGACGUCAACGGACUGUCUGACCCCUACGUCAAAACGUACCUCAAGCCAGACGUGAAGAAGAAAUCGAAGCACAAGACAGCUGUAAUUAAAAAAACACUAAACCCAGAGUUUAAUGAGGAGUUUUUCUACGAGAUUACGUUGAAUGAUUUGGCAACUAAAACGCUGGAGGUGAGCGUGUGGGAUUAUGACCUGGGGAAGUCCAAUGAUUUCAUUGGGGGCGUGUCUCUGGGCUGUCAAUCACAGGGUGACGCCCUGCAGCACUGGAUUGACUGCUUGAAAAACAAAGGCCAGAAGGUCGAGCGCUGGCACACGCUGACCAACGAACUGCCUGGAUCCACUUUCUAGAAGCAAAAUGACCACCUUUUGUCUCAUUUUGCCAAUUUCGAUCCAUUUCUGAUUGGGUGCUCAUCCCUGUCAGUUAGUGACAGAGGAUUAUGGGUAACCAGCAAGCGGCGACGCUGGAAUGAAUUCCGACUGUCGGAGUAGAAGUUGGAAUGAUUCCCAUUUUGAUGUGGAGGAACUUGAUAUGAGUCAGGGGAGCAAUUUUUUAAUCAUCUUUAUUUUAAUUCCUCUAAUCUUUGGGUUUUAUUUGCAGCAUGUUCCACUCAAUAACACCUUAUUCUGAUUUGCAAAGCAAUGAACCUGAAGCUUAAAAUACAUUAAUAUUUUUUUCAAUGCAAUAAUAAAUAAAUGUCUUGCAAUAACACCCUGUUUGAUGAUGCUUCCAGAAAAUUCCUUCAAAAGUGGUCUUAAAUUAAAACACUGAGGUGGUUGUAGUUUAUAAUUUCUUUUUCAUUAAGCUGCACGCUGCUGAUUUAUAACUAACGACGAUUAACAGAAGUCCUUGCUAACUGUCUGUUUAUGUGUGUUUAUGUGGGCAUGCUCGAUGUGUUCAGUAUGGUUCCUCCUUUUCCAGAUCUUCCUUAUGGAAUGCCACCGUGCCCGUAAUGUGUUUCUGAGGAUGUUCCUGAUAUGCAGAUGUUAUUUGUGUUUACUUUUCACACUUGGUGCAGUCAGCAUUACUUCCUGCUUUCUCUGUCUGUGUUUAUUAAAGGUGCGCUCUGUGAUUUUAGGAUCAUUCUACCAACCUAACCAUGUUGCAGGGGGGACCUGUUGAGUGGGUGGGAAUUGGUGAAAAUGACCAAACUGGGGAGAAAAUUGGGUAAAAAAAAUCUAAGCAGGUUUCCAUGUCGGUGUGAGAGGGUAAACAAAACUAUUAACCCUUUUGGUCCUACUCCUGAACUAUUCUGGACUGGACAACUGAUACAAGCUAAAAAAAAAAAAGGGGGAGAGAGAGAGAGAGAGUGAAAUUGGCUCUCUGACAAGAUGUGUGCUAUCUGGAUUAUUACACAUUUUGAAUGAAGUUUUUUCUGGAGAAUGCAUUGCUCACUCUGCUUAUUUGGUUCAUCAUGAUAUCACAGUUAGCUCAGGUGAAAUCACACACCCCUCUUUUUUAUAAUAAAAAAAAAUGUUUAACAUACAUUGACUUUGCUGUAAAUAAGCUAGUAAGCGUUGCAACAAGGGGCUCACAUUAGCAUGUGUUAGUUUAUCAUAAAUAGCUAGCUAACCACUGAGCACAGACAACAUCCUCUAAAUGUCUUUGCCUGAGAGUCAAAUGAUGUCCAGAACCUCUGUACAAGGUUCGACAUGAGUUUUUUUUGGCAUUUAUGGUUUUAUUUACAGCAAAAGAAACACAAUUCCACACUAACUUCACUUAAAACUCAGCUUUAUUGAGUGCUAAACUAGCCAUGCUAAAUUAGGAAACAGGAGUAUGACUAGCCAGCUAGGUCAGACUAUAGUCAUUUUUACACUCCACAGAAAACUAACUCAUAAAUUAAUAUUAUAUUUGAUUACUGUACACAAUGUUUGUCUUUUUUUUUUUUUUUUUUUUUAAACCGUCCAUAACUUGCCAUCACUGAAGAGUUAAUUUAGCUAGCUAUGUACGUAACUAGCUAGACUAUGUUUUCUAGCCGGUUAAUUCCGUUAAGUGGUAAAUAGGGCUCUAUCUGCUUAUCCCUAUUUACCACACAAAAUAAAUACUACUUUACAAAAUGCUGAAAAUAAAUUUUCUCUUAGUUUUUUCUUAACAUUCGCUGCUCUCCCAUGUUCGUUAAAGCACGAUUUUUCCACCUGAUGUGCCGUUUAUUAGCAUUUUGAAUGGUGAACCGGUUGAACUUGUCUGUUAUUGAUCAGAAGGAGCAAAGGUAAUUAAAGUUUUUGUUGGGAUGAAAACUUUAUUACAGUUUGUUUAAUUUCAUACCCAACAAAAGUUAUAACUGGUGUUGAUUUUUAGGAGUAAACAGCAAAACCUGAUGAUUAUCCUGUACAUUUGUGAUAAAUAAAUUGAAAAAUUUGUCCUAUUAUAUGCCACUUUAACUUCUCUGGCAAUAACAGUGUCCUCCUUUCACAUCAACUUAGCACCCAACCACAACCUUCUCACAGGAAUAAGAAAAUACAGCAUUACUUCACAGCACAAAUAUUUCACUAUAAAAAUAUUUAAUGUGUUUCAAUGUAGAGGGUUCAUUUCAUGGCUAGCAAAGAUGGAAGCCUACCACUCAUAAGCUGGACAGAUACUGUACGAGUUCAGGCUAGGUUAUCUGGUUUACUGUAACUACAGAAAGGCUCCACAGUCAGAGCAACAGUUGGAGAUUGCUCACACUGUGAAGGAUACGUGAUAAGUGUAAAAUCACAGAGCACCUCUUCCAUUUCUUUAGCAUUUCUCCAGUGUUAUAAUGAUUCUGUAAAGAAUAUAGAGUAUUUCAGUUAUGAGAUUUAAACCUCUAUUUAUUUUAUGGACUGGUUGUACAGUUUUAUUUUUAUCUGUCUAUUCAUUUGCCUUUUAUCUGAAGAGUUACUUUUGUGAAUGGAGCAUGCUAAUAAUAAAUUAAUGUGUCUUUGUGUGUUUCAAUGCUGUUAUGAUCCUUAUGGGAAAAAAAACUGUGAACAAUGUGAUGAAUUUCUGUACACUGGUUGCUCUUCGCUGUGUCUGGAAUGAUGCACGAAUGUCGCUCUUUUUCUGACAUGGACUUGUUCCUUGAAUUUCAAAGACUUUUCUGAAA